AUGCAUGCAAGAAAAUCAACUGGGGGAUCUGUUCCUGAAACCUUUUCUGUUCAAGGUAGAGAGGGUUCUGCUUAUGUUCACAAUGCGAUCGCAGGUAUUGUCACAAGAAUCUUGAAUGAAGGGCACAAGGUGGAAGGGAUAUCUGUUCCUCUAGCCCAGAUGUCUGCCUCUGAGAACAGCAAGGAUGAUCAAGAUGGUCAAGAUGAUGUUAGCAAAGAUCAGGAUAAUGUUGAGACAUCGGCUGAUAAAAAUGAUGAGACCCCUGUUGCUAAAUAUGUUGAGACAUCUGAGUUUAUUGUCAAUUUGUCUCAAGACUGUGCUGAUGGUAGAACAGAUGAUUUUCAUAAAGUUUAUGUUAGAAGAAAAUGCAUAGAGUUCUCCCCUACUGCUAUAAAUCACUGUCUAGGUAGAAAUGCUGAAGCUCAACCUGAGCUUGAAGUAACUGAUAAUGAGGUUUGCAACACCAUCACUGGUGGUAAGGUUAAAAAGUGGCCCAUCAAAAGUAAACUGUCUGCUAGUCUCUUGACUGUCAAGUAUGCUCUGCUGCAUAAAAUUGGCGCUGCCAACUGGGUGCCCACCAAUCACACCUCUACCAUUGCUGUUGGCUUAGGUAGAUUCAUUUAUGCUAUAGGGACCAAGACUGUGUUUGACUAUGGGACCUAUAUUUUUGAUCAGACUAUGAGACAUGCUGGUACCUCUGCCACUAAGCUUCCUAUUGCCUUUCCAUCCCUAAUAUGUGGAAUCAUCCUAAAGCAAUACCCUGGCAUCUUGAAAGCUAAAGAUUCUGUCUGCAAGAGGGAAAGUGCUUUGACUUUUCACUACAAGCUGCUUCAAAGGACUGAUGCAUCAACAUCUGCUGGGAAAUCUCAAACUAGCAAGGCUGUGACCAAAGCCUCUCUUAUAGCUGAGCUGAAGGAGACUUGCAAAGAGCUGGAAAAUAGAAAGAUGAAGCUUGAACAGCUUAUACAAAGUCUUGAGCAGUCUGCUGAUAGUGGUGAUGAUCAUGCUGCUGGUAGUGAUGGUGAGAAGAUGGAUGCUGAUAGUGAUGAUGAAUAUAAGGCUGAGGAUGAUGAGGAUGCUGAUGCCCAGAUUAGUAGCUCCAGUGAUGUGGAGAUGAGUGAGGAGGAUGAUGAAGUUACUGCUGGCUCUGAAGAUUAG
This is a messenger RNA of Vicia villosa (hairy vetch), 1158 nucleotides long. RefSeq lists its product as uncharacterized. The transcript has 2 exons. Bases 1 to 1158 code for a protein of 385 amino acids. The record is from RefSeq and is a predicted model, not a curated record. Lineage: Eukaryota; Viridiplantae; Streptophyta; Magnoliopsida; Fabales; Fabaceae.